AUGCAGCAUGACCAAGAAUUCAGUCGACUGUCACAAGAGCAUAUUGAAAGAGACAUGUUGAAUGCACUAGCUGAAGGCACUAUCAAGGAUAUUUUCAUGGGAAAGACAAAGAGCUACAUUAGAUGCAUGAAUGUGGAUUGUGAAUCCUCAAGAAGCGAGGAAUUCUACGAUAUUCAGCUAAACGUCAAGGGAUGUCGAAAUUUAAAAGAGUCGUUUGAGGAAUAUAUUCGAGAGGAAAUAUUGGAGAAAGAGAACAAAUACAUGGCAGAAGGACAAGGCUUACAGGAUGCAAAAAAGGGUGUGAUAUUUGAGGCAUUUCCACCUGUAUUGCAGAUACAACGGAAGAGAUUCGAUUACGACAUGAACAAAAAUGCUAUGGUCAAGGUCAAUGAUCGCUAUGAGUUUCCUGCCGAAAUUGAUUUGCAACCAUACCACAUCUCUAAAAAAAAGAGCAAUCUGGGUCGCAGCAAAUUUCUUCUUUUAGAUAUGUACUGCACAGGACUUCAAAUAAGGACAACACAGCAACAUACAGCAGCCAUGGCUAACAAGAAUCAUAUCAAAUUUAGGUUCGAGUUCAAUGACGAGAGAGUCACUCCAGCAACCUUGGAUGAAGUAUUUGAGGCGAACUUUGGAGGGCAAUCUGCACAUGAAAGCACGUCCAAGGUCAAGAGGGAAACCAAUGCUUAUAUGCUUGUCUAUAUCCGGGAUUCCAGUCAAGAUCAAGUCCUUGCACCAGUUACCAUAGACGACAUUCCUCAUCAUUUACUAGAGCGCAUUGCAAAGGAAAAGAAGAUGGCGGAGGCGAUUAAAAAACAGAGAGUAAGCCAGCACUUGUACAUGACAGUCUAUGUUGUUACCGAUGAUGGGUUCUUGAUGAACAGAGGCGUUGGUUUUACUGAUCCUCUAGCCCAAAACGAAGAUGUUCAAUACCAGGACACCCGACUGCUUCGCAACAUGUCAGUUGGCGACUUUUUACAGCAAUACACAGCAGCGAGCAAUAGAAACAUGAAUGACACAAGAGUGUAUAUUAUUGCUUGUCAAUUCCAAACCGCAAAAGGUGUAUUUAGACCCGUCCACUUGGUGCCAAGAGAGUAUUACGAUAGUUAUCAAGCUUUGCAAGAACUCUGUAGUAAAGAAGACUCUUCAUGUACACGACUUUAUAUAGAACAUUGGCCCAUCCAAGAAGCUCCCACCGAUCCCAAUGAUAUUCUUUUGUUUGCCAAAUACUAUGACCCGGUGACACAAACAUUGAGGGGCGUUGGAAAACUGCAUGUAUCUGAAGGUACUCUUCUCCACACGAUUGAAAAAAAUUUGAGUGGUAUGGUUGGGCUGGAACGAGGAGUGCAAUUAGACAUGUACCAGUUGCAAUACUGGAAAGAAAAUGACAUGUACGAACUGAAUGAACUGGCCCACUCUUCUUCGUGUCGAGAUAGCAAUUUCAUCAAUGGUAGCAUUAUAUGCUUCCAAAGACAUCUGACGCAUUGGGGAGCUCAAGAUCUGUUUAGAGCUGGUAAAUGCCCUGAUGAAAUCUCCUACUAUCAGAUGCUACUCGCAGAAGUCAAUGUUUACUUUAUGAGAAGCGGCUCUGUAUAUCAUCAAGCAUACGACAUACCAUUCAAAUUGGCCUUGAACAUCAACAUGCCUAUUUCAGAAGCGACUAUCGCGGUGGCUCGUCAUCUGCAGCAAGAUUCUGAUCACAUACAGCUACUGUACUCGACUGACUAUGCAAAUCCUCUGUUGAAAGGCAUUUGUCGCGGCUGGGAAUUACGAGAUGCUUUACAAAUGUGCCCAAACUAUAAUUCAUACGAGAAUGAAAAAGACGUACUCUACCUGAAGAAGAUAAAGUGGACUCUGUAUUACGAUGUACUCCCUAUGAGCUUAGCUGAUGCUCGAGGCAAGAAGAUGUAUCGAAUCAAUGUUUGCAACACAUUCAAUCAGCCACAAACAAAAGUACUCCUACUUUCCAAAAAUGCCCUUGUUUCUGAAAUGUGCCAUCUCAUCAGCCCUCGUAAAAAGGUACGUGAAUUCAAAGUGAAAGAUGGAUUGAUCGCAGAGGUCGUUGGCAAGCUAUGCACUGUGAGCCAUUGGCUGAGAUCAGAUGCUGAUAAUGUGUAUGCGGAGAUAACCCCAAAAGAGGAAUGCAAUAUUAGUCAAGAGGAAUUCUAUAUCACAGUGUACCAUUAUGAAAAGACCUUGACACAAACACAUUCUAUUCCCUUCAAAUUUCUUAUAAUUAAGGACGAGCCAUUUAACCAAACCAAGAGACGCUUGCAAGAAAGAACUGGAUUGAAUGGCGAGCAGUGGUCUCAAGUCAAGUUUACGACGGCAGUUUCCAGCCACAUAAAACACCAGAAGAAGACCUAUGAUCCAACCAUCGAAGAUUCGUAUCGUAAACAGGUGGUCAUUGACGACUAUCCAUGCGUGCUCGAGGUUUUAGAUACAGCUGGUCAAGAGGAAUACACAGCAUUGCGUGACCAGUGGAUUCGAGACGGCGAGGGAUUUCUUAUUGUCUACUCCAUCACAUCUCGCUCAACAUACGACCGAGUCAAUAAAUUCAGAGAUCAAAUAUUUCGAGUCAAGGAUCUCACCAAAGUACCGCUUAUUCUUGUGGGAAACAAAUGCGAUAAAGUUACAGACAGAGAGGUUACCAGAGAGGAGGGAGCGAUAAAAGCUCGCACGCUCAACUGCGAUUUCGUCGAGACAUCAGCAAAGACAUGUGUCAAUGUUGAGAGAUCAUUCUACUCUGUUGUUCGUUUAAUUCGACAUGCUCGCGAAGGAUUCCAAGAUGGAUCGCAGAAGAACAAGAAGAACAAAAAGGAUAAAAAGUGCAAUAUCCUUUAA
This is a messenger RNA of Mucor velutinosus, 2841 nucleotides long. Its product is annotated as AMP-binding domain-containing protein. Bases 1 to 2841 code for a protein of 946 amino acids. Gene Ontology annotation, cellular component: plasma membrane. Gene Ontology annotation, molecular function: GDP binding; GTP binding; cysteine-type deubiquitinase activity. The transcript has 11 exons. NCBI's taxonomy places the organism in Eukaryota, Fungi, Mucoromycota, Mucoromycetes, Mucorales, Mucoraceae. Gene Ontology annotation, biological process: protein deubiquitination; Ras protein signal transduction. The record is from RefSeq and is a predicted model, not a curated record.